UGAGCAAAGCAAAGUCAUUCUGCCUUGGGAAUAGUGACAGCUGUUUAUAAAGCUGAAGUUUUGUUUUUGCAUUCAGAGAGGAAUCGCUGCUCUCCACCGUUAGGAUCGUUUAUUUUUCUGAUAAGGCUCCAUCCGUAGGUCGCUUUCUUUCUAAUGAACCUUUAGAAUCCCAAUUAUGAAGAACUGAGGUGAAAUAAACAUAGGGGGCUAUAAACUUGGCUUUGUGUAAAAAAAAAGCGCCAUCUCAGAUGUCCCAAAACGUGGUGUCAUUAUCAGGAAUGGAGAUUAUGCUGUGACAUUGUGACGGAUCUCAAAUGAAUGAACUCUACCUCGUGUUUGUGUCAAUUAUACCUGCAUCUAGCAAGAAAAAAAAUGGACUGGAGCAUUUAAUGCGCAUGUCUACAUUUCCACAAAUACCCCAACUGUUUCCUAAUAAUGUGCAUCUCUACACAAAACAAGAGGCAACAUAGAGCUCAUGGAGGAAACUGCCUGCAGGACUGGAGCGGUAAACUGACACCGAGUCUCUGUGUGUGCACCUCUCUCUCCGGAUUUCACAGAGUUAGGCUUCAGUGGGAGAUGGCGACCGAGAACCCACAGCAACAUCUGGAGCGUCCGGCGCCCAUCCAGGCGAGCCCGGUUCCCGGAGUGCUCAAGUCGGCCUUGAUCGGCCAGCACUCCCCGUCCUUGGAGCCCUCGAGCCUGGUCAAAGCCAAGAAGAGUAGCGGAGGCUUGAGGCGGCCCGAGAAACCGCCUUAUUCCUACAUCGCCCUGAUCGUGAUGGCUAUUCAGAGCUCGCCGACUAAGAGGCUGACACUGAGCGAGAUCUACCAGUUCCUGCAGACGCGCUUUCCGUUUUUCCGGGGUUCCUACCAGGGCUGGAAGAACUCAGUGCGGCACAACCUGUCACUGAACGAGUGCUUCAUCAAACUGCCCAAAGGUCUGGGCAGACCCGGCAAGGGUCACUAUUGGACUAUAGACCCGGCCAGUGAAUUCAUGUUUGAGGAGGGCUCCUUUCGUCGUAGACCCCGAGGGUUCCGCAGGAAGUGCCAGACGCUCAAGCCCAUGUACAGGAUGAUGAAUGGCCUGGGCUUCGGCCCCUCGAUCAUCCCCCAACCCUUCGAAUUCCAGGCACCCACCGCUUCUCUCGCCUGCCACGCCAACAGCUACAACCUGGAGAACAGCCUCAGCAUGAUGAGUAACUCACUGUCAGGGAGCUACGAUGGGCUUAGCAGCGGCCACCAUGUCCCCCAUAUGUCCCCCAACCCCGGGUCCACUUACAUGGCCAGCUGCCCCGUGACUUCAGGCGGCGAGUACGGCGCAGACAGCAGCAGUAGCCCAGUCCCCUCUUCUCCUGUGGUAGCCAGUGCUUUGGAGUGCCAUUCUCCAUACUCGCCCUCAACUGCUCCUUGGUCAUCGUCGGCGACAUCGCCGUACAUUAAACAGCAGAGCCUGAGCCACAUCAACUCUGUUCCCUCCAGCCUACACUCUACCAUGUCAUCUUACUCGCUGGAACAGACAUACCUGCACCAAAAUACAAGGGACCCCGCUGAAAUUACAGUGGGCCUACCUCGCUAUCAGACUCAUUCCUCGCCUGUGUGUGACAGAAAGGAUUUUGUGCUCAAUUUCAACGGGAUUUCGUCUUUUCACCCCUCGCCCGGCGGAUCAUACUAUCAUCAUCAUCAUCAAAGCGUAUGUCAGGACAUCAAGCCUUGUGUCAUGUAAACAUCUGCCCCCACCUUAAAUCAACCCUCGUCUGUGCCUAUCUCUGAUCUUUUUUGAUUAUUCUGAUUCAUACAAAAUAAAACCAAGACAGGACACUGCACUGGUAGAGUUGGGAGAUUGAGCCCGAGCAUGUCAUUCAAGAAAAAAAAGUGGGGUGGGGGGGGUUGGACAGUGGGAAGCCUGUGGGGGACGCCUCAGUAUUUGCACAUCUGCAACUCUGUUGCCGAUUUUUCCUUGAGUCCUUUUGGUCAAAACAAGGAAUGGUUUAACGUCAGACGAACUGUCCUGUUGAUUCUGCCCGUUAGCCAUGAUGAAAAAAGUGGUGCGUAUGCCAGAUGCCUCAUUAUUUUAACAACGUUCAGUUCUUAUAUCAGUAUUAAAGAGCAGAAUGUGUAGUAUGAGCAUUAGCGUACUGUAUUUGUGUAUAAAUUUUGAAGUCCAAAGGUCAGACUUGAUGCCAUGUCAGUAUUAGACACUGAUUUGAAACUUUUUUUGCGAGGACAAUACGGAUUUUUACCAUAAUCUAUAACAAGACACAUGUAUGUAUACACGCACAUAAUGCUUUUUUAUAUAAAUAACUACAUUUGAAUAUAAUUGCACUUGAAAAAUGUAUACUUUAUGAUUGUUGCCAAAAAAUUUUGAUGUAAAAACUAAGUUCAAUAAACAUG
Molecule: messenger RNA, 2390 nt
Organism: Stegostoma tigrinum
Lineage: Eukaryota; Metazoa; Chordata; Chondrichthyes; Orectolobiformes; Stegostomatidae
Product: forkhead box protein F2-like
Exons: 4
Coding region: 436-1722 (428 amino acids)
Biological process (GO): regulation of transcription by RNA polymerase II; animal organ morphogenesis
Cellular component (GO): nucleus
Molecular function (GO): RNA polymerase II cis-regulatory region sequence-specific DNA binding; DNA-binding transcription factor activity, RNA polymerase II-specific
Source: RefSeq, a predicted model, not a curated record